Messenger RNA from Saccostrea cuccullata (small rock oyster), 2364 nucleotides. RefSeq lists its product as uncharacterized. Gene Ontology annotation, biological process: DNA integration. The record is from RefSeq and is a predicted model, not a curated record. Gene Ontology annotation, molecular function: nucleic acid binding. NCBI's taxonomy places the organism in Eukaryota, Metazoa, Mollusca, Bivalvia, Ostreida, Ostreidae. The coding region runs from base 1 to 2364 and encodes 787 amino acids. The transcript has a single exon.
AUGGGCAAAAUAGCAGAAACAUUUGAGGCAUUAUUUGAUUUAGUAUUACGUGAUCAGUUCUUGAAUGCUUGUAACAGAGAUUUGACCUUGUUUCUAAAAGAGAGAACACCAAAGAGUAUACAGGAGAUGGCACACUUAGCAGACCAGUAUCGGGAGGCAAGAAUGACCAACGCUGCGACCCUCAGCAAUGUCAAAGGCAACGAAUUUCAACACCCAGUAAAGUUUCGUUCUGGAAAUCAUAAAGACUUUUCAGGUGAGAAGAAAAUACAAAAUUCAAAGAAGUCAUUUGUUCCAAAAUCGGAAAGACGUUGUUUUAAAUGGAAUAGAAUAGGGCACAUUGCAUCAGAAUGCAGAUCAAAACCGAAGAUAGGAGCUGUAACAACGCAAGGACAGAAGGAAAUCCAUGAUACUUCAGCUAGUACAGAGGAACAUGCAGCAGAGGUAACAUUUGUAAGCACAAUGCCAACAGACACUGGAACCAAUUCUUUGAAUCUUGACACAUCAACAAGAGUUUCAUCAUCAUGCUACCAACUGCAACACAACAUGCCAGUAACAGCAGGUUUUGUUGAAGGUAAGUCAGUUACGGUACUAAGAGACACAGGAUGCAGCGGCAUAGUGGUUCGAAGAAGUAAGAUUGAUGAAGCAAAUUUGAUUCAAGAUAAGUUUCAAACAUGUAUUUUGGCAGAUGGUUCAUCUAUUAGAGUACCAGUUGCUUCCGUCUUUGUUGACACGCCCUAUAUUACAGGAACAUUUGAAGCAUGGUGUAUGGAGAAGCCAGCCUACGAUCUUAUCAUCGGGAAUGUAGCUAAGGUACGAGCACCUGGAGAUCCUGAUCCUGAAUGGUCAGAGGCAAAUGCUGUUGAAACACGUCAACAAGCAAAGGUAAAAUUAAAACAGUAUCCUCAACUCAAAGUUCCAGAAAUACUUAAGGGAAACAUCACUCUAGACGAGAUUAAACUAGAACAACAGACCGAUGACUCACUGCAGAGAAUACGACAAUGGGCAAGUUCCGGACAAGUGGUUGACAAACGGACUGCAACAAUACGAUGGUUCAUGCUGAACGGAUUUGUAUAUCGUGAAUAUCAAACCAAGACUGAAUCAGGUAAGUCUUACAAACAGCUUGUAGUUCCAAGGAAAUUCAGGGAAAUUGUCAUGAGAUUGGCGCAUGAGUCAAUCAUGUCUGGUCAUUUGGCGAUAUCACGCACAUCGUCAAGAAUUCUUUCUGAAUUCUACUGGCCUGGACUACAGACUGAUGUCAAGAUGUUUUGUCGUUCUUGUGACAUCUGUCAAAGGACCAUACAAAAAGGUAAGGUUUCUAAGUACCCCCUUCAGAAGAUGCCACUUAUUGAUGUUCCUUUCAAGCGAGUUGCCGUAGACAUCGUCGGACCUAUGCAUCCAAUUACCGACAAAGGGAAUAGGUAUAUUCUUACUUUGGUCGAUUUUGCUACUAGAUACUCUGAAGCUGUACCACUGCCAUCCAUUGAAACGGAGAGAGUUGCCGAGGCGCUCAUAGACAUAUUUUCUAGAAUUGGAGUUCCCGAGGAAAUGUUGAGCGAUAUGGGUUCUCAAUUUACAUCAUCAAUUAUGAGAGAGGUAAGUCGGCUACUAUCGUUAAAUCAACUCACUACUACCCCUUACCACCCAAUGACAAACGGCUUGGUUGAGAGGUUUAAUGGAACCCUCAAACAAAUGUUAAAACGUAUGUGCUCCGAUCGUCCACGUGAUUGGGAUAAAUAUAUUAAUCCAGUAUUGUUUGCUUACAGGGAAGUGCCGCAAGAAAGUUUGGGCUUUUCGCCUUUUGACUUAGUAUAUGGAAGACAUGUAAGAGGGCCCAUGGGCAUUUUAAAAGAGCUUUGGACAAAAGAGAUAGACGAUGAUCAGGUAAAGUCUACUUAUCAGUAUGUGUUGGAUUUACGAGAGAGACUUGAGACAACGGCGGAGAUAGCCAGAGAAAACUUGGAGAAGGCCUCUCAACGACAGGCGAGGUUCUACAACAGGUCAACUAGAGCAAGGAGUAUGAAGGUAGGAGAUAAAGUUUUAGUAUUGCUACCCACAGAUUCAAAUAAGUUACUGAUGCAAUGGAAAGGACCUUUCAGCAUCAAGAAGAAGUUAAACAAAGUUGACUACCAGAUUGAAAUGAAAGGUAAAUUGAAGACGUUUCCUGUAAAUAUGCUUAAAAGGUACAUUGACAGGAAUGAUGAUUCAGGGGAACCAGAUCAAGAUGAUGAAGCUCUAGUCACAUCUGCUGUAAUUGACUGUGCUGCGGAGGAGGAAGUUGACGAGUAUGGCAUAGCGAGUGCUAGGAAUACCAAAGGUGUGGACAUCAACCCAGAGUUAUCACCUGAAGGACAGAAAAAAAGGUAA